AUGUCAAUCAACAUGAUGAAGCAAAUCUUCUGGCUGCUUUCAACAGCUUUGCUGGUAACAUCCUUUUCACCUGAAAUAAAGUGCCCGAAGGCAUCGCACCCGUUACUCAACAAACUUUGGGUCUCCAAAAAUCCCUCCAGUCCAACUGAUGAUGCUUCUCGAUUGACGCUCCUUGAGAACGCAAAACAAUUCGAUGAGAAAAUUGCCAAAGGCGACCGAACAGGGACAUAUGCUCCUGCUGGAUGGUCCAACCGAUUAGGAACAGUUUUGACACCAGCUACGGCUGAUAUUUACACGGCCGACCGCCAAUUCAUUUGGAAUAAUAUCGAUGUUGGAGGCAAGAUGGCUGUCGUCAAGCUAGGCAACGGCGAUCUAUGGGUUCAUUCCGCAGUCGAGAUCGACGACGCUUUGAAAGAAACGUUGUCAAAGCUUGGCCCAGUGCGGUAUGUCAUGGCCCCGAACUAUGAGCACUUGAAAUAUGCCGCCAAAUGGCAUUCAGAAUACCCUGAUGCUUAUAUGUGGGCAUGCCCCGGAUUGAUGGAACGACUACCUGAUAUCAAAUGGGCAGGAGAGAUCCCUUCAGGCAUUCGUGGUGAGGAUGGAGUUUUCCUUGAAAAUUGUUGGGACCUUGAAGAGCUUCAAGCUCUUCAUUUGGACGUCGAAGCCAACCCAUUCACCGGUAAACCUUUUUUCAAUGAAGUCAUCUUCUAUCACAAACCAUCGAAGGCAUUGAUUGUUACCGAUGUAUUUUGGAACUAUCCAAAUUCUGAUGGAGUACCUAACUCGCACCUUGGUGGAGAGGAAUGGGAACUAGCACCUUCGGUGGAAUCUAUUCCUUUUGGAAGCAAGCUUUGGAAGUUUGGAAUGGACAAGGUGUACCUGCCAUUCUACAAAAAGUUCAUGAUCAAUGAUGAAAGGAAAUACAGCGAAGUGUCGAAGAUAAUACUCGACGAAUGGGAAAUCGAGACACUUAUUCCUGCUCAUGGAGAUGUAGUGCGAGGCAAAGAGAUUGUGCGGGAAGUCUUGAAAAGUCACUUGCGACGUGGAUAA
Cylindrotheca closterium is the source of this 1050-nucleotide messenger RNA. Lineage: Eukaryota; Bacillariophyta; Bacillariophyceae; Bacillariales; Bacillariaceae. The record is from the annotation of a GenBank genome assembly.